Molecule: messenger RNA, 1767 nt
Organism: Colletotrichum truncatum
Lineage: Eukaryota; Fungi; Ascomycota; Sordariomycetes; Glomerellales; Glomerellaceae
Product: C6 transcription factor
Biological process (GO): regulation of DNA-templated transcription; DNA-templated transcription
Molecular function (GO): DNA-binding transcription factor activity, RNA polymerase II-specific; zinc ion binding; DNA binding
Source: RefSeq, a predicted model, not a curated record
AUGCCACCAGCCCACGCUUGUGAUGCGUGCAAACGCCGCAAAGUCAAGUGUGACGGAAUUGAGCCGUGUGCUAACUGCCGGCUAUCUCAACUUCAGUGCAGAUAUAGCACACAUCCUAACAAGCGCUCACGAGGAGGCCUUAGAACUGCAGAGCGGGUUCCAUCUCAUGGAAGUGCUUUGGACGCAACAGGCGGCGGUGUUAUCAGGCACACGCAAACUGAACCAGAUACGAUCAUUGUCAGUCAUCUAGAGCAAACAGCUACCGGAACCGAUCAGCUUUCUCCACCAUGGCUUUUGAGCCCAGGCUUGGAAUUGCUGGCCGAUACGAGCUCCGCGGGAGCGGCUAAUUCAAAUGUUAGCUUUCACUACGACGCUGCCCAAAUCCACCGAGCUCUCCUGGUUGUUACCGGCACUCCUCACGCCCCUGAGUCUAUUUUGGAUGUGGCACAUGAGUGUAUUGACUUCUUCAUGCAGUACCUCUUCCCCAAUACGCCUAUUGCUCACGAACCGACGCUUCGUGAUGCUGCUGCGCUCCUUGCCGCAGACGGUUUCUCGGCGGUGGCCGGCUCCUCUCCAUGUGCAGUCGACACGCAUCACAAGAUGACACACCUCCGCAGAUUCUCCUUGGUCACGGCGCUUUGCGCUUUUGUUACAUCUGUCAUGCCUGAGGCCCAAUUAUCUCGCAGAGCUACCUUGUCGAAGCCAUUCCUCGCAGCAUCUCGAGCGAUGCUCCAAGUCUACGAGGACCAUGACCUCGAGAAUCCAGACUCAACAUCCUUGACCAUUCGCAUGUGGCAGUCAGCCGCGAUGCAAAACACGACUGGGAGGGUGGGAACAUCUUACCAAUAUCACGCUGAAGCUGCCUUCAUCGCGCAACGGCUUCGGCUUCAUGAUGAGAGCGCCGUGCAACAACACACCAAACUAGAAUCUCAAAUACUUCGAGCUAGUUUUUGGCUGUUAUACUUGGCAGAUAAGACGUCAAUAGCUCUAGAAACGCGCCCACCGAUUUUGCAGGGGAGUUUCACCGAUGACGAGUUAACGCUGCUUGACAAUGGCCAACAGGAGGAGCCGUUUUUGGAUACCAGCAAGCCGAUUAAUCGAGACGCUCUUGAAUCCCGUCUCUUCUUGGGGUUCCAUCUAAAGCGGCGGAUCUGGGCUGCCGCAGCUGAUUUACUGUUGAAUCUCAAAUCCUUCUCACGUAACAAGGGCGGAGAGGAAACACUGUCUGGCCCAGGACAGAAAGAGAAACUUACCGGGCUGGCUGAGAUGUAUCUGAGCUUCACGAGUUUGGUAGAUCAGCUGCCAAUGUGGCUGAGGAAUCCCGACAACACUGAUCCUGACAGCAACAACUCUACAGACCACACCGUUGCUGCCUACCAAAGGUUAUGCUUCUGGACACAGCGAAGCAAUAUCAUGACCGUCUUUCACUGCAUGAGGCUUGUAAUCUUACAAAGAUCUGUGACCCUGGGCAUCCCUUCCGUGGUGGGAUUAGACGGACAGCCCAUGUCGUGUGCAAUUCGAAAGAUAGAGCUCGUGCACGAUUUCCUGCAGGAGCUUCAAAUGGUGCCGUUCAAAUGCUUCAAGGUCCAAGGAGAGACAGCGGUCGAACGUAUUCGACGUGUGGGGAUCAUUCUUCUGGAAUUGGUACAUAACGCUGAGAGCAAGACAAUUGAGCAGGUGGCGCGAUCGCAGUUCAAGAAACUAUUAGAUUUUCUGUCCAAAUUGGACUCAAAGGCAUCAGAUAAGCUCGCGGGUACUCCUGCCUGA